UGAACAGCGCGAGCCGAGACAGAGCUCUGGAAAGGCGGUUAGAGAGAGGGCAGAGGCAACGGCCCCUUCUUGAGGGGGGGGCUUAUUAUAACAAAUAUAUACACACGUGUGAACUGUGUAGCCGCACGAUAGGUCAUAUGUGGAUAACAAUUAUUUUUAGAAAAGCAUACAAACGCGGCUUUACAUUUAAAAUGCCUAUUUUACUUUUCCUGUUAGACACGUCCGCCUCUAUGAAUCAGCGCACUUAUUUGGGUACGACGUAUCUGGACGUUGCUAAAGGCGCGGUUGAGGUCUUUAUGAAGCUGCGUGCCCGAGACCCGGCUAGUAGAGGCGACAGGUACAUGCUAGUUACAUUCGAUGAUCCACCAUACGGAGUGAAGGCAGGCUGGAAGGAGAACCAUGCAACCUUCAUGUGUGAGCUGAAGAACCUGCAGGCAUCUGGGCUGACUACAUUGGGCCAUGCUCUUCGCACAGCCUUUGACCUGCUUAACCUCAACCGCCUUGUCUCAGGCAUCGACAACUACGGACAGGGCUGUAACCCCUUCUUCCUUGAGCCAUCUGUGAUCAUCACUAUCACUGAUGGGAACAAACUCACACACAGCUCUGGGGUGCCAGAUGAGCUGCACCUGCCUCUGAACUCUCCUCUGGCGGGCAGUGAGCUGACCAAAGAGCCCUUCCGCUGGGACCAGCGUCUGUUUGCGUUGGUGCUGAGGCUGCCAGGAGCAGCCACACCAGACAACGAGCAGCUUGGUAGCGUCCCCACUGAUGAGUCUGCCAUCACCCAAAUGUGUGAAGUCACUGGAGGGCGAUCAUAUUGUGUGCGGACACAGAGGAUGCUGAACCAGUGUCUGGAGUCUUUGGUCCAAAAGGUUCAAAGUGGUGUCGUCAUUAAUUUUGAGAAAACUGGGCCAGAUCCGCCUCUAGCUGGGGACGAGAACUCUGUGGAGUCAAGUCGUCCUGUUUCAUCCUUCAGUCCACAGCCGUGGCACAGUUGCCACAAACUCAUCUACGUGCGGCCGAACCCAAAGACAGGGGUGCCAGUUGGACAUUGGCCCAUACCAGAGUCCUUCUGGCCAGACCAGAACUCUCCUACUCUGCCGCCUCGUUCUGCUCAUCCCACGGUCCGUUUCUCGUGUGUGGACUGUGAGCCCAUGGUGAUAGACAAGCUUCCUUUUGACAAAUAUGAACUGGAGCCCUCUCCACUCACUCAGUACAUUCUGGAAAGGAAGUCUCCACACAUGUGCUGGCAGGUGUUUGUUAGCAGCAGUGGAAAGCAAAAUGACCUGGGACAGCCAUUUGGCUACCUUAAAGCCAGCACCACUCUCACUUGUGUCAACCUCUUUGUCAUGCCUUACAACUUUCCAGUCCUUCUCCCACUCCUCGAUGAUUUGUUUAAAGUGCACAAACUAAAACCCAACCUCAAGUGGCGACAGUCCUUUGAGAUGUACCUGAAGACCAUGCCUCCAUACUACCUCUUGCCCUUAAAAAAGGCGUUAAGGAUGAUGGGUGCACCCAAUCUUAUUGCCGACACCAUGGACUGCGGCCUAAGUUACAGUGUCAUCUCCUACCUGAAGAAGCUCAGCCAGCAGGCAAAGAUAGAAUCAGACCGUUUAAUCGUGUCCGUGGGGAAGAAGGCGCCCCAAGAAACGGGCAUAAAGGUGAGGAACCACUCCAGCUCACUGUCUCUGGCUCACCGGAGAGACUUUAAGCAGUUACUUCAGGGAAUCACCGGGGAGGGGCCACUACGCCUGGUGGACAUGAACUUCAAAGAGUUUGCCGGCUUCCAGAUCGCCCUGCUCAACAAGGAUUUAAAGCCUCAAGCUUAUCGAAAUGCCUACGACAUCCCAAGACGGAACCUUCUGGAUCAACUCACACGAAUGCGCUCCAAUUUACUGCGGACAUCACAAAAACUGAUCAGAGGGCAAGAUGAAGACUAUCUGCACAGUAUUCCAGUGGCUCAGAUGGGAAACUAUCAGGAGUAUUUAAAAAUGAUGCCGUCCCCACUGAGAGAGAUUGACCCUGAUCAACCUAAACGCCUGCACACGUUUGGGAAUCCCUUCAAGCAGGAUAAGAAGGGGAUGAUGAUCGAUGAGGCAGAUGAGUUUGUAGUGGGCCCUCAAAACAAGAAAAGAGGAAAUUCCAGUGAUUCCAACUCAAGUGCUACGAUGAAGAGAAGGCGGAGCAUGUCCCCAUUGCUGCGGCGGCCGCAGACUCCACCAGGAAACACAAACCAUGUGGUGGUUGGAAAGAGUCCGGCAGGGGUUCCGGGGCAGCAGAACCUCCUCAAACCCAUCCCGCAACACAAAGGAGUGGAUGGCAACAACGCUGUGGUCACUGACAGUAAUGGUGACAGGGCUCUUGGGCCUGACUCGGGGGAGAUCUGGCCCACGGAGAUGGACACUGCAGCAGGGAACCCAUCGUCAGUGAGCCUGGAGGAGAAGGCCAGGCUGGGAGCAACGGAUCGGGUGGAGGACGUCGACAUGACGGAGGAGAGACUUGUGGAGGAUCAUCCGGAUGAGCAGCCGCUGGAGGAGAAACUCAACUGCGAACGGCUGAGUCCGCAGAGCCAGCUAGAGGAUGCUGAAGCUGACCCACCUGCGUCUGAGACCAUAUACAUAGCCCCACUAGAUGGCAGCCAAGCGGAGCUGCGGUCUCGGAUCAUCAAGGAGGUCCGCAAACCUGGACGAAACUAUGACGCAAUACUCGGACUACUGCAGCAGGUGAAAGGACCAGUUAAUGUACAGAGGUACUUCAUCCAACAUGCCAUCAAAGAGGCUUCCAGGUUCAAGAAGCGGGUACUGAUCCAGCAGCUGGAGUUAGCCCUCACCGAGUUGGACGAGAAGCACACAACAUCUUCACAGCUUCCCAAUGAUCACGGCAGAUAGUUUUGCUGCUAGAAAAAAGGAAUCCUUCCUUUUUUUUUUGGAGGAACAUUGUGUUGAGCGUUGGAUAAACCACCUUAAAAGACGUCCUUGUUGAGUAGCCUCAAAAAGACAAAUUGGGGAAGUGGAGUGGGGGAGAGGACAAAUGCACUGAUAGCAGAUGUUUCAAUUCUCAAUGUGUUGUUACAUCACUUCCUGUUAGAGGUGGAGGGAAAGGGUUUCAACUGGAGGAGGGGCCUUCAGGACAGAUCCACCCCCGGGGGAUGAGUAAAGAGACUUUAAAUAUAAUCCCUCUCAUACUGACAGAUGCCUUAAACAUCCACAUGGCUUUUGUCUGUAUAGGCACAUUCAUUCAGUAGACACACACACUCCGUCAGACACACACAAUAAGCCGACAGAUCCCUGAAUGGCAGAGCGAGGGAUACACAGGAUUAUUCCUGUUCGUUAUUCUUUAAAAACAGACCUUUCUUCAGCUGGUCUGAAAAGUGUUUGUGAGACUGCAACAAUUUGUUUUAUGAGUUAUAAAAUGUUUCAUAGAUUUGUUUCUGACAGGAGAAAUCUGGUCUGAUAUAUUUUUUACCUUCAUUGGGAUGCACUGAUGUUUAUUUUGUUCCAAAGCUGAUGCUGUUCAACAAUAUGAUCCCAUUCCUACUAGCUGAUACUGAUAUGUGUGAGCGUAUGAGUGUAUGUCAUUUUAUAUAUCGUGAUUGCAAUAUAUACACGUUUCUGCAAAUUCAAUUGAGAAACCACUGACGGAUAAAACAACCAGAUGCUACUGCCUAUCUCUGCUUAAUCCAGACAGUAAAAUACAGGACAAAUGAAGGUACUUCAUCAAAUUGAUGCAACAAUCCUGGAUAUCCAAAAUCGCCAAAUUCAACCGAUGCGUACCCCAGUAUGAAUGGUGUAGCAAAAUCUCAAAUGGUAGACGAAUAUCUUUCAUCUCACAGUACUUAUUGUCAUAUUGCACAACCCUAAAUUACAGUUUUUUGUCCGUAAAAGGUUCAACUUCACACACGCCAGUCUUAAGGUAAAUAAAUGACUUUUAAAUGUCCAAAUUUUCUUAAUUUGGGUACAGAUUCGACAGCUAUAUUGUGUACGGACAUGCUCCUGGAAACAAACUUCAUACAACAGUAUAUAUAUGUGUCUGUGUUUAAGGCUCUUGCACAAAACUGUGUCAAACUGAAUUUAUUGUGUUCAUGAAACACAGGACAGUUACCUGCCAUUACAGCAAUAGAAGAACACAUGUUCAGUAUAACUUGUAUGCAGCUGUUGGUGUCCACUUUGAGAGGCUACCCCUCCACUCCCCAACACACACGCACACACACCUUCCUCCACAGCACCACAAACCCUCCAUUGAUUCCCAGAACUGCAGCUUUAUUUUAAGGAAUUUCUGCAUCUGUCUGGGCUCAGUUGUCUGUCACCUGUUGUUAAACAUUUCACACAGCAGCCCUCCUUCGUUUCUCUCCUUGUUUUUAUGACAGAUGUACACUACUUUUUAAUGUUCAUAAACAAAAUAGAUUAUUUUUGUGAAUUUGUUUAUUUCAGAGUAUAAGAAAUAUUUUGGAAGCCAAUUUUGUAAACUGUUAAAUGCAUAUAUAAAGUGGAAAGUUUAUUGAGCUACUGUCUUUUUACAAAAUGAAUAAACCACAAUUAGACUGGUAUCUA
Thunnus maccoyii (southern bluefin tuna) is the source of this 4547-nucleotide messenger RNA. It is a transcript of the gene ints6l, whose product is annotated as integrator complex subunit 6 like. Gene Ontology annotation, cellular component: integrator complex. Bases 138 to 2885 code for a protein of 915 amino acids. The transcript is spliced from 18 exons. Gene Ontology annotation, biological process: snRNA 3'-end processing. The record is from RefSeq and is a predicted model, not a curated record. Lineage: Eukaryota; Metazoa; Chordata; Actinopteri; Scombriformes; Scombridae.